Cornus florida is the source of this 507-nucleotide messenger RNA. RefSeq names its product ethylene-responsive transcription factor ERF096-like. NCBI's taxonomy places the organism in Eukaryota, Viridiplantae, Streptophyta, Magnoliopsida, Cornales, Cornaceae. Gene Ontology annotation, molecular function: DNA-binding transcription factor activity; DNA binding. The coding region runs from base 1 to 507 and encodes 168 amino acids. Gene Ontology annotation, biological process: regulation of DNA-templated transcription; ethylene-activated signaling pathway. The record is from RefSeq and is a predicted model, not a curated record. The transcript has a single exon.
AUGGUGAUGAUCCCACCACCACCGCUCUACUACAAGCCCUCCAGAGUUCCACCAGUGGGACCAAUAUUUUCCCGCCAAAUAAUGAAGAAGAGAAGGAAAAGAGUAAGAAGGGGUACAGGGGAGUCUGGCAGAGGCCGUGGGGGAAGUGGGCUUUGGAGAUACGAGACCCCCGGAGAGCGGGUGUGGUUGGGCACGUUCGAUACGGGAGAGGCGGCGGCAAGGGCUUACGACAAGGCUGCCAUUGAGUUCUGUGGAGCCAGAGCCAAGCUCAACUACCUAUUGUCAGAAUAUGAUACAGAGGGAUCAAACUUGGAACGAAACCGAGAAAAUCAAGAGCUUAAUCCCAAUGCAACUGACAAAGCACAAAGCUCACAGUACGGAAACAAGGAAGAGCUCAGGGCCAACUCAUUGGAGAUGAAGAGUAGUGAGACAGAGACAAUUACGGAAGAGGGUGAAGAGUUUUGGGAAGACCUUCCUCCACUUAGUCCACUAUAUAUAGAUAUAUAA